AACGUCAUCAUGAGAACUGAUUCGAUUAAAUAACAAUAAUUACUAAAGACUAAUCAAUAUAUAAUUCUUAAGUACAAAAAUUUUAAGAAAACUGCAAUUAAAACUGUCCUUAACCAUCAAACUUUGAGCCUAUAUAAAAGCGAUGGUUCCACAUUACAUUUACUAGUUAGUAACGUAGAACACUAAGGCGCCCAAAUCCUAUUUACAAUCAAACUAUUUGAAUUUACUAUUUGACCGGUACAUUGUUUGUUCGGUAGAAAUGGCAAAUUCUGUGCAUGCCACCAUUAUUAUUAUAGUUUUUUGUGUGAAUAAUGUUUUUUCAAAAUUGAAGCCUAUACCUGAUUACUUACAUAUUUGCCAUCGCUCAAAUCCGGACAUUCCAAAAUGUAUUAUAGAAUCAGCAUAUUUUUUAAGACCCAAACUUGCAGAAGGAAUUCCCGAAUUCGGCGUCGCCCCUAUGGACCCAAUGUUAAUUAACACUCUUAUUCCAACGGAUGGGAAUGGGCUGAAAAUAGAGACCACCAAUUUAUUAGUCACCGGAACCAGAAAUUUUACGAUUAACCAUCUUAUAGCUGACAUAGACAAACAGAAGUAUAAGUUUCAAGUGAGAUUUCCCCACAUGCACAUACUCGGUAAUUACAGCAUCGACGGAAAAAUCGCAAGAAUGGUCAUCAAAGGUCAAGGAGAUUUCGAUUUGGACAUAUAUGGGGUGAAAUGCAACGUAACGCUACUGGGAAACGUAAUCGAUAUCAACGGUCUGAAUUAUAUACGUUUCCAUCAUAUAUCGCUUAGAAUUGCAAUAAGCAGAGGCAGUAUAGAACUAAGAAAUUUAUUCGGUGGCGAUAAAAACUUGGGUAAGUUAUUAUAAAAUAUUGAUUAUGAAAUAAUCUGUAAUUCACAAACUCAUAGGGAUAGGAUGUGCAAUACAACAAUAUUGAAUACGCAUUAAAUCGUUUUAAAUAUUAAUUAUAAAUUGUAUUUAUUAAAUCAUCAAAUAAAAAGGUAUUUAAAAUACUAAACUCACAUAAAAUAUUAUUUUAAACUUAUUAACGGUAAUGGUAUAAAAACAUC
Messenger RNA from Acyrthosiphon pisum (pea aphid), 1071 nucleotides. Its product is annotated as putative beta-carotene-binding protein. The coding region runs from base 260 to 868 and encodes 202 amino acids. Gene Ontology annotation, biological process: multicellular organismal reproductive process. The transcript has 5 exons. The record is from RefSeq and is a predicted model, not a curated record. NCBI's taxonomy places the organism in Eukaryota, Metazoa, Arthropoda, Insecta, Hemiptera, Aphididae.